This is a messenger RNA of Hirsutella rhossiliensis, 393 nucleotides long. RefSeq lists its product as uncharacterized. The record is from RefSeq and is a predicted model, not a curated record. Bases 1 to 393 code for a protein of 130 amino acids. The transcript has 2 exons. Lineage: Eukaryota; Fungi; Ascomycota; Sordariomycetes; Hypocreales; Ophiocordycipitaceae.
AUGUUCUCCAUCCGUAACAUCGUCCUCGCCAUCACCGUCCUCGGGGUCGCCCCGGCCGCCCUGGCCGCGCCCUCUGCCGCCGAGGACUCGCUGGCUCAGCAUGUGGAACGCGACUUGGAUGCCAACGCUGUUCAGUUUGAGCAGCGCGACGUGGCCGACGAGGCGGAAGCCGAUGACGAGGAUGAAGCCGAGGAUGUUCUCGACAAGCUCGCUGGCCGUGCCCCGGCCGCCGGCUGCUACACCACCAGCCGGCGCGGCAAGAACUGCCACUCGUCUCAGUGCCCCGGUGCCACGCAGUGCAAGAUCAACAACCGCGGCAGGUGUGUCUUCUCCAAGCCCAAGAGGCAGAGGCCCUUUGGCUGCGGCCAGUGCAGGUGUGCCAAGUUCACCUAG